AUGAAGACCGAAACGACGGUGGAAGAAAACCGGGACAAUCCCGAGGAUGGUCCUUUGGGACUCCUGUCCGAGUGUGUCAAGGACAACGCGCAGGUUUUAAUUAACUGCCGCAAUAAUAGGAAACUUCUGGCGCGGGUUAAAGCGUUUGAUAGGCACUGUAAUUUGUUGCUGACCGAGGUUCGAGAAAUUUGGGUAGAGGUGGUGAAAGACAAAAAGAAGAAAAAAAAAAUUAACAAGGACAGAUACAUCAGUAUACUCUUUUUAAGGGGAGACUCCGUUAUUUUAAUUUUGAGAAAUCCAAAGUGA
Messenger RNA from Plasmodium cynomolgi strain B, 306 nucleotides. RefSeq names its product small nuclear ribonucleoprotein Sm D2. Lineage: Eukaryota; Apicomplexa; Aconoidasida; Haemosporida; Plasmodiidae. Gene Ontology annotation, molecular function: RNA binding. Gene Ontology annotation, cellular component: precatalytic spliceosome; catalytic step 2 spliceosome; U4/U6 x U5 tri-snRNP complex. Gene Ontology annotation, biological process: spliceosomal snRNP assembly; RNA splicing. Bases 1 to 306 code for a protein of 101 amino acids. The transcript is spliced from 2 exons. The record is from RefSeq and is a predicted model, not a curated record.